AUGAUGGAUGUCGAUAUAACAGAAUUAGAGAUUGAAUUCCAAAAAGUUCUUAUUCAAUUAGCUAAUGAACCAUUCAAUAAAGAAUUACUUCAUAAACUUCAACUGAUACAAAAGCAAAUGUUGGUACCAUCACCAGCUACUACAAAUCAAUCAGGUUUGGAUACAUCAUAUUCAACAGCAAGCAUUUAUGAAGCAUCAUUAUCAUCAUCAUCAUCAAAUCUUACUAAUGAAUCUCGUCGGAAUCCGACUGCUGGAGUUCCUAUCGAAUCCGACUGUUGA
Rotaria sordida is the source of this 279-nucleotide messenger RNA. Lineage: Eukaryota; Metazoa; Rotifera; Eurotatoria; Philodinida; Philodinidae. The record is from the annotation of a GenBank genome assembly.